GGGGGGGGGGGGGGGUGAAAAAUUCAAAACCUUAUUUCUGUUUGCUCUUUUACGAUUUCGAAGUCGAGUAUGUAAAAAUUGGGGGGAUCGAUUUUCAUUUUUUUGGGGGAGGAUUCAGUGUUUUUGAAGAACACAAACAAUCUUAAAAACUUGAUUUCUCCUUUCCGGUGAACUUUGGUCGGAGAUAACUCAACGUUUUCAGAAAUCUUUUGGGAAAUCAGUAGCUUACCUUAAAGUUUCGUACCAUUUGACAAUUGUUUAUCUGUUCUUAAACAUUUCUCACACGAAAACUUUCGGGUCUAUUUCGAUCUGGGGUUUGAAUCUGUUCGGGUGUAGAUUUGACGACUUCGACACCCCAGUUCAUUGCACACACAAAAGGACGUCCGUAAAUGGUGUGGUUGGAGUGACAUGGCGCAAGACUUUAUGGACAGAUUCAGUUUUAACACUGAUAUCACGCCAGAUAGAGUCUACAUGACUAAGUUAACCAAGAAGUCAACUGAGACGUUCCGCGAGUAUGCGUUACGCUGGAGGUCAGAAGCGGCCAGGGUUCAACCUCCGAUGAAUGAUAGAGAAAUGACUGCUACCUUCAUUGAAUGCCAGGCUGACGUAUUUUAUGAGAAAAUGAUAGGUAUGAUGGGACAGAAAUUCACAGAAGUUGUCCGAAUGGGAGAAGCCUUAGAAGAAGGAAUCAAAUCGGGGAGAAUUCAGGAUCUUAUUGCUUUACAAGCAAUAAACAAAGCUAUUCAAUCUGGUUCUAUCGGCGGGGUUAAAAAGAAGAAGGAAGAUGUCGCUGCAGUCAUGAACGUCCAAGGGCAUAAGCCGAGCCAAGCCAUUACAUACUUUAACCACCCACAACAACCUUUCUACCCUUACCACUACCCUGAACCAUACCAAGCUCCACUAUCUCCUUACCCUAUCUACAACACCCAAGCAAACUACUACCAACCCCGAGCACCUUCACAUCAAAACCCACGUCCAUAUCAACCCGUCCAAGCUCCAACUUACCAAAAUCGACCACACACUACACCUAAAGCCUGUCCAAACCAUGACAUCAAAAAUACCCGUAAGUACACUCAGAUCGCUGAACCCUUGGCUCAAUUAUUCGAAAGACUGAAAGCUGCAGGUCUGAUACAACCAGGGAAAAUUCCCGAUCCUAUUCCAAGAUGGUUGAUGGUUCCAAGCGUUGUGCAUACCAUUCUGGAGUUGCUGGGCAUGACACUGAGGAUUGCUUUGGUCUUAAAAACAAAAUCGAAGCCUUGAUCAAGGAAGGAGCGAUCCAGCUCGCUGAAGCUAAGCCCAAUGCGGUCAACAAUCCUUUACCUGCUCACGAAGAUGCCAAGAUUUGAAAGAAUCCAGUGUGUCAAUUGGAAGGGUGGAAAGGGGCAUGUCAUCAACUUUUGUCGCUCCCAUGGGAACAAUCCAAAGACAAACACACAUAAAGAUUACUGCUACAACUACUCACAAUACCGAGACAUCGACCAUACGGGGUGCCGAACUAGGAGAGACUCUGAAGAAUUGGACUUGUACUCCGUCCCUGAUUCGCCGGGAGUCUUGGUAGUAUGAACAUGUAGUGAACUUGUUUUUUUUUUUAAAUUGAGGUUUGAAUCGUACCCAAAACUUUUGUUUGUUUUGCUUCAUCUUUUGGAAGCUUAAAUUGCAAAAACUAUGAAUGCAUUUCUGAUUUUCCUUAAUCAUCCAUUAUUGUUAGUUUCUACUUUAUUUAUCAAAACUGCCAACUCUAUGAUUGUGACAUAAAAUGAAC
This is a messenger RNA of Lycium barbarum (goji berry), 1762 nucleotides long. RefSeq lists its product as uncharacterized. The coding region runs from base 409 to 1260 and encodes 283 amino acids. The transcript has 2 exons. Lineage: Eukaryota; Viridiplantae; Streptophyta; Magnoliopsida; Solanales; Solanaceae. The record is from RefSeq and is a predicted model, not a curated record.